CCUGUAUGAGAUCCAACCUGCUUUCAUAUUUAAUUAAAAUGCAGGCGAACAUGAGUCAGUUCGGUAGCCUGAGGUAAUAGCUAGCUAAGACUAUCAAGCUAAUGUAGGAUUAACUAUCCAGAUUGUAUAGGAUUGCUGCGCUUCUUUAGUUAGUGGUGGGGGGAGAGUUUGAAAGAUGAAUGCUUCCAAAGGGUUUUCGCUCUCCGUCAGAGUUAGUUUAGACUUGUUCCAGCCAGCUAUGAAUCAGUGGAGCCUGGAGGCACCUUACUCAUCUAGAUCAGAUCAUAACAGCUCGUGUAUGGCUGCCAAAAAUACCGUGCCAGUUAUAACCUAUGGAGUUCUGUUGAUUCUCGGAAAGUUUUCCACCAUUCAAGUGGCGGCUGUUGUUUUGGUUCAACCUGACGAACAGCACUGCGCCUCCUUGGUUCAGCCGUUGUUUUUGGCCGUACACACGUGUGAUGUGUGACACAGUGGGUGGAGGCAAGGUGCUUAAAUAAGCGGCUCCCACAGAUCAUCCCUGUAACUUGAGAGGUGGGCUAUAAAUACCACUAACCUUUCCUGUGUGCCUGUUUGCUCCACUCUGGGUACAGAUGGGGUUCAGUCAAACCACCGGACAAUACGUCUUUGGGCACAGGGCCGGCCUCCCGUUCCGCUGUCGGGUCUUUGGUCCAUAGUAAAUUCUUCGCCUUGUAAAGAAAUGCAGAAGGGGGACAUUUGGUCGGGGUUGAAGCGCUUGGAUGUUUGGCUUGGCUCAGCUGUGAAGACAUGCCCCAGCUAACGAGUUUGUUGUGGUGGAAUGAAUGCAGAGUGACACUCAGAUUUCUGCAGGGUCGGCAGCGGCGCCUCCUUCCAGCCCAUCCGCAGCCAGAUUCCCAUCCCCACCGCGCAUGUCAUGCCCUCCACGGCCUCCGAGCCCCACCUCCGCGCCCUGGAGGAGCCCCAGGCCAGCGCUGAGCUCCACAGGACCUCCUCGGCCUCCAGGACCUCCAGCAGCUCCAGCUCCAACUCCAAGUCCUCCUCGCUCUCCAAGUCCGCCUCCUCGCCCAACUUGGACGCUCAGGGCGGCGGCGGCGGCGGCGGGGGGGUGGGGGACCCCGCGGGGCCCAAGCCCGACUGCCUGAGCAGGUUCCGCAGCCUCGUCAACGGACUGGACCACUCGCUCUUCCCCUCGGGGGAGCACACCCGCUUCGACGAGAGCCAGAGGUUCGACACCCCCUCGGUGGAGCCCACGCUCAACCAGACGGCCCUGACGGGGGGGAUGUGUCCCGACGGGAGGCUCAGGAUGCAGUCCCACGGCCGCGGCGAUGGCCAGGGCCGCGGGACGGAGGCCUACAAAGGCAGCCUGGAGAACUCUUACAAAGCGCUCCCGGAGGCCCGGUCCGAGGCCUGCAGGGCCGGCCAGGCCGGGGCGGCCGGCCCGGCAGGCCUUUACCCCGGCUCCCUGGGCCCUCUGCAGGCACAGGCUCUGCAGAGGGAGCACGCGGCGGCGGCGGCGGCCAACGCCUACGAAGCGCAGAGCCUUCAGGACGCGUGCAGCGCCCUGUCCAGCUGCCACCAGCAGCAGCAGCACAAGCAGCAGCUGGAGAGCCUGCGACUGCAGGUGGAACAAAUGCAGUUAAUGUCCUCUGGGUUGGGCAUCAAUGUCCCGUACCCUUCGUUGUACUCCGCUCCCCUGCACCCUGAGGCCACGAAGUGGGAGACUCUGGUCAAAGCCAACGAGGGGCUGCUGAAGGAGAAGGAGAUCCUGAUCGAGAGGCAGAAGCAGCACAUGGUCCAGCUGGAGCAGCGCCUUCGGGACAGCGAGCUGCAGGUCCACGGGGCCCUCCUGGGCCGAGGGGCCCCCUACGCCGAUGUGUGCAUGCUCCGGCUGCAGGAGGCCCAGCGGGAGAACGCCUUCCUCCGGGCUCAGUUUGCCGAGCGGGCCGAGUGCGCCGCCAUGGAGCAGGCGGAGGCGGAGCGCCGCCUGGGCGCCGUGGAGGCGGAGACGCGGCACCUGACGGACGCGUUAAGGGAGAGCGGCGAGAGGCACGGCGAGGAGCUGAGGAAGCAGGAGGAGAGGAUCCGCAGUCGAGACAAGCACAUCAACAACCUGAAGAAGAAGUGCCAGAAGGAGGCGGAGCAGAACCGAGAGAAGCAGCAGCGCAUCGAGACCCUGGAGCGCUACCUGGCGGACCUGCCCACCAUGGAGGACUACCAGAGCCAGAACAAACAGCUGCUGCAGACGGAGGAGAAGGCGGCCCAGCUGCAGGCCCGGCUCCGGGAGCUGGGCGUGAGCCUGGAGGAGGCCCGGUCCCACGCCCGGGAGAAGGAGGCGCUGCUGGAGGACCAGCGGCGCAAGGAGAGGGAGCUUCUGACCACCGUCACCAGUCUGCAGGAGCGGGUGCAGGAGGGACUGGAGGACGGGGCCCGACUGCCUUCCCUGGACGCCGAGACGCUCCGGGCGGAGAACGGCGUCCUGAGGGACGAGCAGCAGAGACUCAAGAAGGUCAUAGAGAAGCAACACCGGAUGAUGGAACAGCUCGGAUCACAGCUUCGGGCUUUAGAGGAGCAGGUGUCUCAGGAGGACGGCGGCUCCCAGGCGCUCCGAGAGGAGGUGUUCUCCAAGGAACGGAGCCUGCUAGAGCUCCGCACCGCCAUGAAGGAGCUCUGCGUCCAGAACCAGGACCUGAUGGAGCAGAACCUCACGCUGCAGGAGAGGAUGGCGGACGGCGAGUGGAAGCAGCGGGCCUCGUCCGGCCAGCAGCCCGCGGCGGCCCGCCUCACGCAGCGCCUGCACGGCGAGAUGUCCUCGUGCCUGUGCGACCUGCGCUCGCUGUGCAACGUGCUGACCCAGCGCUCCCAGGGCCAGGACCCCAACCUCUCGCUCCUGCUGGGCAUCGCGGGCCCCCCCACGGCGGGAGAGCAGCUGGAGGACUGGCUGAGCCCGGAGGUGUUGCAGAAGAAGCUGGUCGAGGCGAAGCAGCUCCGCCGUGACGUGGAGGAACUACGCACCACCGUCUCCGAUCGCUACGCCCAGGACAUGGGCGAGAACUGCACCACCCAAUGACCCCUCCUCCCUCCAGUGGGCCGUUAUGAAUGACCUCUGGACGUGGACCGGUACCCCUUUUUAACAGUGCUUUUUUUCUCGGCCCGAGCUGUGCUCCAACACAUGUUUUUCUGGAGGGUCCCGGUGGUGUGGGGACUCGUCCAACAGCUCAUCGUCUCAGUCCGACCUCUUGUUAAUGGAAGGAGCCGACCGCUCGUGACGGAUGCGUCAGUGUCCUCCUGUGUGUUGUUCUUUCUGUUGGAUGGUUUUAUUACGCUUGCCGAAAAAGUGUUUUAUUUUUGUCAAGGAUGUAUGGAUUUUUGUCUUCUUAUAUCAGUAACUAUCCCCGUAGAUAUAACUUAUUAAUAUCUUACUUUCUCUCUUGGAGGGGAAAACAGGACGUGGUUGACAAUCAACUGGAACUAACGUGUUUUUUGUUUUUGAGUGCAUUAAACUGGAAUGGUUACAUUUUAUGCCAUUAUUGAAGAUGGUGGACGGUGUAGUAUUACAGGUAGCUGGGAGUUUUCAAGAAAGAGCAUUUUAGCAGAGGUAUUUUCUCCUUGAAUUAAGUGUGUGUUCUUCCAAAGUAAGGCCGUGUUUUGAGCGAAUUCAUCCAAAGCAUGCCGCUGCUUGUGAUGUUUGUAAAUUCAAUUAAUUUAGACUUUAAAGCGCAAUUGGCCGUUAACUCUUUAAUCUCCCACCUUUUUGGUGUAUCAGCAAACAUAAUAAUCUGUACAUUCCCAGACUGUGAUUGUAACAAAUACUCCAGGGCUAUCCCGAGGCCUGAAGGGGCCUGUUCACUGUUCUUUGUAGAAACAUGAACUGUGUAAGAGCAGCUACAUCCUGUGAUUCUAGGUAGACUCAGCCCUAUCUAGAGGAUGUCACUCAGCGUUUACGUUUCAAUUGGUUUAUAUAGGAUAGCGACUCUUUGUAUAGGCAGGAUAAACACUACACUUGGAUUUAGUCUUUUUUUGUUGUGUGUUGUUGCUUAUUAUUCUGGUAAUUGGUUAUAAUUCAAUAUACUUGAUAUCAAGCACAGGAUCUAUUGAGGAGCCAUAACAGUGUUGGCUAGCUAACAUUUGUUUUAUUUGUUUUGCAGUCUGCUACCACAUGCCUUACCAUUUCUAAUGUUUGUCAAAUGGAAGAGAUGUUUAUAUUUUCAUAUGGUUGCCCUUGACUCGAAACUUAGAAAUAAAGACUUUAUUAAAAACUAAUCUGGUAGGAAAACCAUAAUUCCAGCUUGCUUGUAGUUUUGACCACCAUGGACGUAAACAUAGUUUUUGUCAGUGACGGUUCAUUUUGCAAUCUUUAGCUUUGCUGAAUUGGAGGGAUCAGUACUUUGGGAAGAGGCUUUCUGAGGUCUCAACAGCAGAGUAGCACUUGGCGUAAGCCCACAACAUGCAAGUGUCAGGGUUUCAUCACUGUAACAGCGCCGUGGGAACACACUGAAGACGUCAUAUUCAGGAACACCCUUCCCUCUGCAACACAGGAAACGAGGAAAGCCUUUUUGUUUACCCCUGGCGGUCUUCGCUUCAUUAUUGCAUGCGUUCAUUAUUUCAGUACAAAUAACCGAUAACGAUAAGACUAAAGAUAAGCGUCCUCUGCUUCGAUAUGGUCAGCCUCACCUGUGUUUCUCCAGGUACCUGCGCAGGUGUCCUAUGGUUUCUGAGAUGUGCAUUUUCAGAAUGUAACUGUGGUUGCCGUCUUCAGACUUGACCCGCAGUGUAGCCACAUCGUCAUCAGCAGACGGGUGACUACCGGAGCCACGUAUCUCCAGCCUGAGUGAGAGGGUUUGUUGUGUUUAUGCUAAUAUGUGGUGGACAAGGCCCUUCUCUUCUAGAACAAGACGAGCUGGAUAAGGGGAUGAGUACCUCUCAUUCAUAGCCCUCAGUGCCGGAGUGUCUAUGAAGGUUACCGGACUGUUCUGGCCGCUGGAUGAACCCUUUUUAAAAAGCAUUGAUCACAUGAUAAAAUGAGGUCAAAGACUUGAUUAGAAGAAAAGGCAUAGUUUCCAGAGCUUUACCGACAAUGACGCCUAAUGCUAACUGUAAACAUCUACAUGCGCAACAUUCGACGACAUGAUAGUAGAAGGAACAUGAGCAGCACGCUGAUGCAACUGUUUACAUUGCUUCAAUUACUUCCUGGCUCUAGGUCACCCGACAAACGUCAACGCUUAUUUACAAAAGCCCACUAAUGCACCCUCAGUGUGUGAUUAAAACAAAGUGUGUAUAGUGGUGAGAACAUAAUACAAUAGCUGUGAAUCUGGGAACCAUUUCAAGUCUCUUAUCAGACCGCCUUUUAGCCUCACCUGCAGUGUAGCCUCGACAGAGCUCCUGAUAUCAAUCACCUUACCACCCUUUAUUACCACCUUCGGCAAUCUGUUCAGAAACUGGUCCUUGGUCAACUUUCUGCCUGUAAAUCAAGUCGAGUCAGCCCUUUUGACAAUUCGGAAUAUUUAUCCAGUUCAGAAUGUUUCUGCAGGUUGUGAAGUGUGCUGAGCUCUGAACGCACCAGGGACAGAGGAUAUAGUCUUUCUCACUGCACCAACAGCUAGGCCUUUUCCAGAGAAGAGUGGCCUGUCGAUGAACUCCUCGUGUCGGUUGUCGUGGACCUGGGGAAACGAGGUUAAACAAUAAGAAUUAGAUCUCGCAACCAACAAAGAAACCUCUUUUGAACGUCCGGCUCUAGAUGCAUACACACUUGGAAAGGCACUCCUUCAGGGUAUCUCUCCUGCAGCUCAGAGGGGAAAUAUCCAUCCAUCAGAUCUUGCAGGCACCGCUGUGAAGCCGGGAGCAAUAUCGAAGUAAUAAAGAAAGAAACAAUCGAUUUCCGUCUUAUCUAUUUUAGAAUAUAAUUGCCUGGGUUGCUAAUGAGGUUACCUGAGUGCUGGCUUCCCGGUGCGAGCGGAAAGGGCCCUCGAACAUCAGGAUGCCGUUGCUGUACAGCCGCAGCUGAAUGGGUUCCCUUGUAGCCAGCUGAGCUCCCAUGGCCGUGGGCUGAACAAAGGACUCCCCUUCCCCGGCCAGGAGGUUGAGCUGCCUGACGUUCUGCAAGAGCAGGUCAAAGUUCACCUGGAAGCCGGCGACUGCAGAGGUGUCUGGAAGAGAGAACGGUCCGAUAGCU
Molecule: messenger RNA, 6148 nt
Organism: Gadus chalcogrammus (walleye pollock)
Lineage: Eukaryota; Metazoa; Chordata; Actinopteri; Gadiformes; Gadidae
Gene: cep85
Product: centrosomal protein 85
Exons: 12
Coding region: 893-3046 (717 amino acids)
Cellular component (GO): centrosome
Source: RefSeq, a predicted model, not a curated record